CGUUGUUUUGAUCCCCUCGACCUCCAUUGACUGACGUCCAUAUCGGCUUCCCUCUCCCCUGCGAAUCCGUCAAUCCAUCACAGGAAACAGGGUUUCAAUUUGCCUAGGGUCUACAGUUCAUCAGCCUCACUGUUUGGCUCUCUAUACAGAAGGGCUGCCUCAUACUGACCCGGACACUUUGCGCAAGCAACUUGGAGAGGUUGGGUGUUUGCUACUGGAGUUUCAGGCCCAGUGAUUGAUUGAUUGAUCGUAGACCUUUCCCUCUUCGCCCACCUUACUUCACUUUCCAACUGGGUGACCUUCACCUGGAAAUUUCCAACUUUUUGCACCUCGACUUUUCCCCCUCCUUCCUUGACCACAAAAAAUUACGUGCUAUAAGUCGGCAUCGCCAACAACCAGAUCCAAUCGAGAUUCAAACCCAGGAUACAAAGUUUUUCAACCCUAGGAAAAAUCUUUAAACAUCUGGCAUCUUGUUUGCGAUUCCGGCUUCUUAUUCACCUCGACCUUCCCAUCUCAACCACAACCACCAAAGAUCACACUACCAUCAAACCCAUCUGCCGCAGUCCAACAUGGCCUACAAUGAUGAUGCUGUGCUGGCAAAGCUGUCAGCCUUGAAUGAGAGCCAUGAUAGCAUUGCAACUGCGGCACAAUGGAUCAUGUUCCAUAAGCGACAUGCAGAUCGUACAGUGCAGCUCUGGCUGCAGCGCCUUCGUGAUUCAACAAGUACCAAGAGACUGAGCUUAAUCUACCUGGCAAACGAGGUCACCCAGCAGUCAAAGGCCAGGCACAAGGAGGAUUUUCUCACCGCCUUCUCUCCGGUCAUCGCAGAGGCGACAGCAUUGGCCUAUAAGGGCGCCCCAGCUGAGAUCCAAAACAAGCUCAGAAGAGUCAUGGACGUAUGGAAGGAUCGCUUCAUAUUUGAGCCGCCUGUUCAGCAGGCCAUCGAGGCGCGCAUUGAUGAACUUGACAAGGCCCGCGGAACUGCAAAGGCAACCUUUACCGGCCCUGCGGUUGGUGGCCCGUCUAUUCCUGCAGAGCUUACUCCGCUCGUCACCUCGCAUCAGGACGUCUCGAAGCUCAACCUGCCCACCAAGACGGCCAUCAGCACGGCCAACCAAGACUUUGAGAAGGUCACAGACCCCUCGACGCCUGUGCCUUCGGCCCCCGUCUACGCUGCGCGCCUCAACGGGCUAUUGAAGAGCCUAGCCAGUGCCGAGGGCGCUGUUGCUGAAUGUGUCAAGGCCCGAAAGGGUCUCAUUGGCGAACUUGAAAAGCUUCUCAGCGCAAGUCAGGAGGCGCUGGCUAACGACGAAAAGCAGUACGCCGAAUUGACCUCGCGGAAGGCCGAGACCGAGGAAAAGAGACGCGAGAUCGAGCAGGCCAUUAUGCGCGGUCUGCCUGCCCACGAGGCUUCGCAAUCCCCGGGCAACGGAGCAUCCAAGACCCCAGAGCCGGAGAGGCCGGAGAUCGAGGCGCUCACUCCCCCGCCCGUCGAGGCUUUCACGCCGCCGUCUGUGGAGGCACUGACGCCUCCACCUAUUCACGAUGAGCCAGCUGUCCUUCACCAUGCAGAUGCCGACCGCGCACGCUCGGCGUCAAGCCAGCGAUUCCAGCCGCCCGCCGCAUCUGGCAUUGAAAUGCUGUCUGCUCUCGCCUCCCAGUACCAGUCGAUCCCUGUCUCGGCCAACGGCGCGAACAAGAGACGUCGACUUGAUGGAGAUGAUUUUCCGGACCUCGGAGGUGACGAUGGCAUUGAUGCCGACGUGGCUGAGAUGCUGCGCAAGGAGAGCAACGGCAGCGCUUGAGAAGACGCCUGUGUCACGGAAUACCCAGCCUCACCGACUCCGUUGCUAGCUGUAGCACAUUUUUAGAGCACUGAGAGGGACCUUGUAAUAUUAUACUAGAAAGAACGCGGGAAGUGUCCUUGACCUGCACAGCCAUCAUGCAGUCUGGGCUGUCUGAAGGCUAAAGCAAAGGGUCAACACUUUCCAACUUGUUGUACUUGGAACUAUCCAUAAUGGGGCCAGAUAGGGAGCAGACAUCAUCAACUCUGGGGCCAUCUGUGGAGAGAGGUCUCGAUGGGGGACGGUCUUCCUGUAGAUCUGACUUGGACGGCAGGAUUGGUUCUCGUUGCGGCCUCACACCCAUGUACAUAAAAAGACACUCAGAAGCCGUGGAUCAUAGCAAUGAAAAAACAGACAAUUGUGAAAUAGCUU
Molecule: messenger RNA, 2216 nt
Organism: Colletotrichum destructivum
Lineage: Eukaryota; Fungi; Ascomycota; Sordariomycetes; Glomerellales; Glomerellaceae
Product: Putative CID domain-containing protein
Exons: 4
Coding region: 570-1805 (411 amino acids)
Biological process (GO): mRNA 3'-end processing
Molecular function (GO): RNA polymerase II C-terminal domain binding
Source: RefSeq, a predicted model, not a curated record